This is a messenger RNA of Drosophila nasuta, 3959 nucleotides long. RefSeq names its product band 7 protein AGAP004871. Bases 531 to 2114 code for a protein of 527 amino acids. NCBI's taxonomy places the organism in Eukaryota, Metazoa, Arthropoda, Insecta, Diptera, Drosophilidae. The record is from RefSeq and is a predicted model, not a curated record. Gene Ontology annotation, cellular component: plasma membrane. The transcript has 9 exons.
ACUUUCAGUUGGAUUCUGAGCGAGGCAGCAGCAGCUACAGCAGCUAAAAGGAGCCUAAGAAAAAAGGAACGCCAAGCCACAACCUGGAGCCUGGGACAACAGCAGCAAAAGCAGCAGCAGCAGCAAUAUGAGUGGAAAGUGCUAGGAAAACUAGCUCAACGUAGUGUGGUAGUGUGUGUGAGUGUGAGCGAGUGCGUGUGCCUGUGUGUGUGUGUGUAUAUGCAAGUGUUAAUGUAGUGGAGUGGCAAGUGUGUAUGUGUGUGUGUCUGUGAUUUUGCUGCUGAAGAAAAGUGCCAAGUGCCAAAAAAAAGUGUGUGUGAUGCGUUUGCGGUAGCCCUGGCCUGGUAUCUCAACAUCAUCAUGUAUCUGCCACUGGAAGACGUCAAAGCUGAAGACUGAGCUCAAACGCCACUCACACACACACAUCAAAGAGGAAGCAAAAGUAGUGCAGAGCUAGUAGGAGCUAGUAGGAGCCGCUGGCUCCUCCACACACAGCCGUCGCCGUGGCGUCGUUUUGUGAGCGCGGCUUGAUGCCCGAUUCGAUGAUGGACAUGGAGCAUCGGGAUCAUCAGCUGCAUCGGCAUCACCAUCAGCAGCCGCAGCGUGUGGUGGCCACGACGAGCACCAGCACAUUUGCAACACCAGCGCCAGCGCCAUCAGCCAGUGUGUCAAAUGAGCAGCAGCUGCUGAGCCGAGAUAGGGACCAUCACCUGCCAUUAUCAGCGGGCACAACGCCACAGUCGCAGUCACAGACGAUGCAGCAGCAGCAGCAGACGAUGUUGCAGCCACAGCAGCAGCAGCAACAGCAACAGCAGCCUCCACCUCCGCAACUCAGAGAACGUGAACAUCACCAACAGCAACAGCAUCAACAGCAGCAGCAGCAGCAACAGCAGCAGCAACAGCUUCAACAACAGCAGCAGCAGCAGCAGCAGUUGCCGCUGCCACACAGUCAUCAUGCAUUGAUGCAGCAAUCGCAGCAGCAGCAGGCAAUACACAGAGCCGAGCAGCGGCGAGAUACACAAGCAAAACAUUCACAUGGAUUUCUCUAUUCGGACGAGGAAAUCAGCGACAAGGCAUCAACAUGCGGCAAAUUGCUAAUAUUUCUAUCCGUUGCACUUGUGAUAAUGACGCUACCGUUCAGUCUAUUCGUCUGCUUCAAGGUGGUGCAGGAGUAUGAACGAGCGGUUAUCUUUCGCUUGGGCCGACUCAUGCAGGGCGGUGCCAAGGGUCCAGGCAUCUUCUUCAUACUGCCGUGCAUUGACUCUUAUGCUCGGGUGGAUUUGCGUACGCGCACCUACGAUGUGCCACCGCAGGAGGUUCUGACAAAGGAUAGCGUUACGGUUUCGGUGGAUGCAGUGGUUUACUAUCGCGUAUCAAAUGCGACCGUCUCUAUAGCGAACGUGGAGAAUGCUCACCAUUCGACCAGACUACUGGCACAGACUACUCUACGAAACACAAUGGGAACUCGGCAUUUGCAUGAGAUACUCAGCGAGCGUAUGACGAUUUCCGGCACAAUGCAGGUUCAGCUAGACGAAGCCACCGAUGCCUGGGGCAUCAAAGUUGAACGUGUUGAAAUCAAGGACGUGCGUCUGCCAGUGCAACUGCAACGUGCGAUGGCCGCCGAGGCAGAGGCUGCUCGUGAGGCACGCGCCAAAGUCAUUGCCGCCGAAGGUGAACAGAAGGCAUCCCGAGCACUACGCGAGGCAUCCGAGGUGAUUGGCGACUCGCCGGCAGCACUGCAGCUGCGCUAUCUGCAGACACUGAAUACCAUAUCGGCGGAGAAGAACUCGACGAUUGUGUUCCCGCUGCCAAUCGACUUGAUAACAUAUUUCCUGAAAACAACGGAAGCAACCACGCAACAGAAUGCGGCUGCAGCGGUUGCUGCACAGCAGCAGCAGCAGCAGCAACAGCAAUUGCAAUACCAGCAGCCUCAGCAACAGUUGCAGCAACAACAACAAUUCCAACCGCAGCAACAACAGCAGCAGCAAUUGCAGCCAGCACCGCAACAAUUGCAACAACAACAACAGCAACAACCACCGCCACAGCAGCAGCAGCAACAACAACAGCAAUAUCAGCAAGCUCAGCAGGCGCAGCAGAUUUCAUCGGCCAUGUAAAUGGGCAGAGGGAAACACUCAGAUUCGGCAUGGCCGAAUAUUUAAUACGCUGCACACACACACCCACAAAAUAAAAAACAAACCACCACGAAGCAGACCACAACGAAUUGGGGUUGACCCAAGUGUAAUUAUGCAUGCUCCACUGCCAUGUUAAUUAACAUAGCCUUAACAGUACGCAUGCAAAUUACAUUUGGGGCUAACUCUCGACAAAAAGUGCAGCGUAUUUGCGAAACAACAUACAACGAUUCCAAACAGAAUCAAAAAACAAAAAAAAACCAAAAACUUAGUUCUAGACACCAAAAAGUGCGAUUCGUGUGCAUUGGUUCCCGCCGUGGAACCAGUAAAGAACCAGUAUAGAACUAUAAUAGUUCACCCCAAAAAAACAAAAAACUCGAAAUCGAUCGAUUUGAACAUUUGCCCAACACACUCCGUGAAAAUUCUAAAACCAACCAGUUUUGAGAAUCUUAAAAUUGAUUAUAGUAUUAGAACGGGAAUAUUAUAAUACAUCUUGAGAUACUGAAAAAUGGUUGGUUUGGUUUUGAAUUUUCGAAAACGCAGUUGUCACGGCAAACUGUCUCUAUCGCUAGAUUUCGAAACAUAAUUAGAUGGAUGCUUGAGAAGAAGAGUCAACUAAUUGUCAAAUUGCGUUUUGUAAAUGUUUAGCUUUAAGCUGUUAAUAUGUGUACCCCCCCAAACAAAAAAUAUCAUACGAUAUAUGUGUAAGGAAAUGCAUUAGGUAAAUUACUUAUAUAGUAUAUAUACACCAAAAAAAACAACAACUCUUAUAGUGCAUUUACAAAUUAUUCUACAGAAUGUGAUAGAACAAUUUGUUAUUAUCGUCAAUAAUAAUAACUCGGACUGUUCUUAUUCAUACUGAUCGACAUGAAUAGGUACUUAUGGACGGACCCUACACACAAAACAAAUACACUCAAACAGUCAUUCACACCAAAACACACACAAAAAAUAAUAAAAAAAAAUCUUGUACUCUGAAGCGAAUCGUGGAAUCUAUAAUAAUAAUAAUAAUCACAAUUUAAACAACAAAUAAAUACAAUAGAAUUAGCCCAACUAUUUAUACAAAUAGUUCAGCUCUCUUGAUCGAAUAUGAUAUCAACGGGGAAUAUAUGGUAUAUAUAACGAUAUAUCGCUCCAACAACCGAAUUGGAACUAUAUACAAUACAGGAACGUAAACUACGUUCACUCACUUACAUAUACAAUAAAUAAAUGUAAUACGAAUUUAUUGUACAUACAAUAACCGAACCGAAACCGAACCGAUAGUAAAAAAAAAAACAAAAACAGUAACUUGACAGAACUGUUUUACCGAUUAUGUAUUAGAGACUAUGGAACAUCAAUAUGGAACAUUUAAAUGUAUAUGACAGUAUGCAAUAUCGUAGAAUCAUGUAAUUAAAUAUUUAAUAUGCUAUAUUGCAUAUCGAAUAUUGAACAUUUCGAAACUUAAAUAUGGUCUAUGAAUGUAUGCAAUAUUAAAGAAUAGCAUAUGUGUAUACUGAAUAUUGUAUGCUGAAGAAUAUUGUAUAUGGUAUAUUGCAUAUUAUAUACUGUGAGAGAAUAUACUGCGAGCGGUAUAUAUGUAGAUGCACGUAUCUUUAUCAUGCGUUAGUUUCAUUGAUGCGAACAUCCUCUAGCUUGUAGGGUUUAUCGACAAAACGAAUUCAGAUAGCAAUUGCCUAGUUCUUACAUUUGCAGUGUAGUAGUUCAUUAAAAUAAAUUCUCAAGUCAGAUCUUUAACGUUCAUUAGCGUCACACCAAAAGCAUUUACUUUUUAGCGCACUUCAUUCAAAAUUAGCCAAUUAAUUCAAAGAACAAAAAAACAAAAACAAUAAUAAA